ACUUCCACUGGGCUGCUGAGGCUGAAACUACUGCUCUUUUGAGUCAACCAUGGCACUUGGACUUGCUUUAAGGGUUUCCUGGAUCUGUCUGUUAUUGAGCAGUGGUGCUUGUUUUCCUGCAACAAAAGGAGACUACAGAUAUCCGUACACACCUACAUGGGGAUCCAGUGGUAGACCUGAUCCCAGAUCCAAACCUCUGUCGGAACGCUCACGUCUUCCCCUGCAACCGCAAGCAGCCCCUUAUCAGGCUGGCACCGGAAACCAGUUCCCAUCCAGCCUGGGAGCUGCUGUUGGGGCUGCAGGUUCCUCACAAAGUUAUGAGCCAAACAGAUUUAUUGUGACCUAUGAUUCCAGCUCUAACAAACCCUCCAGGGCUCCUAGCUUUUCUGUGCAGCACCGGCCUGCAGCUGGCCCCGGUGGAAACACUAAUGUGGCGGCAUCCAGCCCUGUCUAUAGUGCUUCAUUUGCAUACCCUGCGGAAACUGCUGGGACCAUGGCUGCAUCCUCCAGCUUGGGUGCUGGACCUGGUCCUUACGCUGCCGCUCCUGCAACCUACCCCUCUUACAGACCUGAUCCAUACGCCUACGUAAACCCUGCUGUUCCAGGUGUUGCUGGCGGAGCCGACUCGUCAUUCUACGACCCGAGCAAAUGGAUGCCGUCCAGUGGUUUUCCAGACUUCAGCGUCUGGGAAACGGAUAACCAGGAGAUGCCGCAGAGCGUGAGUGAUCCGUUUGAUGUGCCGCCUCCACCCAUCAUCCAGUCCUGGAAUGGCUACCAGCGAGCAAGAGAAGACCUUUCCCACACCAAGUACUCCCUAGACUACUAUGACCCACCAGCCUUUCCCUUGGAGGCUGCCAAAGCACCGAGCAAGAAUCCACCAGUGAAGGACGGAAGGAAGGUCUAAUGAGGUAAGAAGGCAAACUGAAGUCUAAACUGCAUAAUAACUGGCUUCUGGACUGACCCCCACCCCGAUGAACUGCAGAGCAUCAGCCCUCUUGAAACCCUGAACCUUGUGGAUGAUUUCAGUCUAAUAAAUGUCUAUAAAGUGUC
Messenger RNA from Dicentrarchus labrax (European seabass), 1050 nucleotides. RefSeq lists its product as uncharacterized. The transcript has 3 exons. The record is from RefSeq and is a predicted model, not a curated record. The coding region runs from base 50 to 904 and encodes 284 amino acids. Lineage: Eukaryota; Metazoa; Chordata; Actinopteri; Moronidae.